UCUCUCUUUCACACACACACAAAAAUGGGAUAUCUAAUUAGUGUUGCCAUGGUGAGUUUUACUGUUUUGAUCAUGUCAAAGAUUUGGAAAAUCUGUAUGAUUCUCUUUUGGAGGCCAUAUGCCCUUACUAGGCACUUUCAAAAGCAGGGAAUCAUGGGGCCACCUUACUCCCUUGUUUAUGGUUCUCUCCCUGAAAUCAAAACCAUGAUGAAGGAUGCAAGGGAAAAGGUCAUGGAUAGUCACUCACCUGAAAUCACUAAGAGGGUUCUUCCACACUACCAAAAAUGGUCCUCGUUAUAUGGGGAGACAUUUCUGUAUUGGCACGGAACUAAACCAGUGAUUUGCAUUCCUGAUCCUGAGCUGGCCAAAGAGAUUUUAUCAAACAAGUUUGGUUUCUAUGCGAAACCCAAGACCAGGCCUUCUAUAGUAACUAUGAUAGGAAACGGGUUAGUUCUAGUAAAUGGAUUGGAAUGGGUUAAGCACAGAAGGAUACUCAAUCCUGCCUUCUCCAUGGAUAAACUAAAGGUCAUGAUUAGUAGUAUGGCAGCAUGCACCAUUUCCAUGCUGAAUGAGUGGAAAAGUCAAGCCCUUGAAACCAAGGACAAAUCCAAGACAAUAGAGAUUAAAGAAGAAUUUCAAGAGCUAACAGCAGAUAUAAUAGCUCACACUGCCUUUGGUGUCAGCUUUGUCCAAGGAAGGGAGGCCUUUGAUGCACAAAGGGAAAUUCAAAAGUAUUGCAUAGCUUCAAAUGUUGACAUUUUCAUUCCUGGCAGCCAAUAUCUUCCUACUCACUCAAAUUUCCAGAUAUGGAAGCUUGAUGGGAAAAUGAAGAAAUCUAUACAGAGCAUUAUAGAAAGUAGAUUGCAUUCUCAAUCAGAUUGCUCUUAUGGUGACGAUCUGUUGGGGUUGAUGAUGGAUACAGCAAAAACAAAAAGUGGUCCUAAGUUGAAGAUGAACGAAAUCAUAGAAGAUUGCAAGACCUUUUUCUUUGCCGGUCAUGAAACCACUUCAAACUUGCUCACUUGGGCAGUGUUCUUGUUGAGUUUACACAAUGAAUGGCAAGAGAAACUUAGACAAGAGGUCUUGCAGAACUGUGGCAUGGAAAUUCCUGAUGAAGAUAUGUUAUCAAACUUAAAAAUGGUGAAUAUGGUAUUGCUGGAAGCGUUAAGAUUGUAUUGCCCCGUGAUAGAACUACAAAGGGAGGCUUCGGAAGACAUGAAACUGGGAAAUUUGUUGAUACCAAAAGAAACAUGUCUCGCAAUCCCAAUUACAAUGAUUCACAGGAGCAAAGAAUACUGGGGUGAUGAUGCAAACGAGUUCAAUCCACUGAGAUUCAUAAAUGGAGUUUCUAAGGCUGCAAAGCACCCAAAUGCUCUACUUGCCUAUUCAAUGGGUCCAAGAAAUUGCAUUGGUAAGAAUUUUGCUAUGCUGGAAGCGAAGACAGUAAUGGCUUUGAUUCUUCAGAGAUUUUCUUGGUCCCUUUCCCCUGACUACAAACAUGCACCUGUAAACAACCUUACUUUGCAGCCACAACAUGGCCUUCAAAUCAUUGUGAAACCUUUGCAAUUGUAAUUCUUAGCUUUUUUUUUUUUUUCCCCUCUCAGACUUCUUGUUUAUUUUACAGCUACUUGUUUCUACUUUCUAGUUUGGCUGCAAAUUAUAGAGAUAAAUGCAAUCUGUUUGUGUCUAUUGAGUCCAUUUCACUUCAUGUCAUGUGAAAAAACUUCAUCAACAUCGACAUUGUUGUUUA
Molecule: messenger RNA, 1750 nt
Organism: Gastrolobium bilobum
Lineage: Eukaryota; Viridiplantae; Streptophyta; Magnoliopsida; Fabales; Fabaceae
Product: cytochrome P450 709B2-like
Exons: 5
Coding region: 25-1572 (515 amino acids)
Molecular function (GO): heme binding; monooxygenase activity; oxidoreductase activity, acting on paired donors, with incorporation or reduction of molecular oxygen
Source: RefSeq, a predicted model, not a curated record